This is a messenger RNA of Pecten maximus, 558 nucleotides long. RefSeq names its product trans-L-3-hydroxyproline dehydratase-like. NCBI's taxonomy places the organism in Eukaryota, Metazoa, Mollusca, Bivalvia, Pectinida, Pectinidae. Bases 1 to 558 code for a protein of 185 amino acids. Gene Ontology annotation, molecular function: hydro-lyase activity. The transcript has 2 exons. The record is from RefSeq and is a predicted model, not a curated record.
AUGUCCGAAGUACCAGAAGAUGUCGAAAUUCGAACAAAGGAGAUGCAUACGGGCGGGGAACCAUUGCGAGUGAUAGAGUCUGGCUUCCCCUCCCUCGGGGGCGACACCAUACUGGAUAAAAUUCGUUUCAUCAGGGAAAAUUUUGACGCAUACCGAAAAUUUCUGAUGUAUGAACCACGCGGUCACUAUGACAUGUACGGAGCAUUGGUAGUACCAGCCGACAACAAGAAAGCUGACAUAGCCACGAUCUUCAUGCACAAUGAAGGGUACAGUACGAUGUGUGGACACGCAGUUAUCGCCCUUGGACGAUACGCUGUAGAUUCGGAAUUAGUCCGGAACCCUUCCAGUCCGGAGACCCGUGUGGCCAUCAGUGGCGUAGGAAAUGUUUCUGUGGAUAUCCCGGAAUAUGGAAACGUGACCGUAGACAUAGUCUACGGAGGAGCAUUCUACGCCUUCGUAGCCGACGCGCAGUACAACUUCCGGUUGGGAGAGGUUCCCAUACAGGAAGUUAGGAACGCAGCCGGAGCUACUACAGGUGUUUUUAUACAUAACAAAUAA